This is a messenger RNA of Triplophysa dalaica, 4521 nucleotides long. It is a transcript of the gene prkag2a, whose product is annotated as protein kinase, AMP-activated, gamma 2 non-catalytic subunit a. Lineage: Eukaryota; Metazoa; Chordata; Actinopteri; Cypriniformes; Nemacheilidae. The coding region runs from base 302 to 1927 and encodes 541 amino acids. The record is from RefSeq and is a predicted model, not a curated record. The transcript is spliced from 16 exons.
ACACGCGCAUCGAUUCUUCUAACACGGAGCGAACCGGAGGGCAUCACUUUACCCUAUCUCUUGAAGCGCGUUCACGUUUUCAACACAGAACGUGCACGUGUUUGUUCUUCAGAGACCGAAAAAGAUGACGAGCUUCAUUUCGCGCGAUACAUUGAUAAAUGUAAAUAAUGUUUGUUUUAAAAACUGAUGAAAAUUCUGACUGUUGCUCUGAUGCUUACGUGGACGAUGGGUUUUAUUUGUGUUGCCAGCGUUAAAUAAGCCGUUGCAAUAAAUAACCAUAAAAAUAUAAACUUUGGGGGGAAUGGGCAGUGCUGCAAUGGAUCCUAAGAAUAAAGAUGAGAAGAACAUUUUAAGGAAGAAGAGGACGCUGAGGAUAAAUAUGCCGGAUUUGAGCUCCUUCUCAAUGCCGUUCCUGGAAGGAGAUGCCGAACUUUCAAACAAGGAUGGCAUGCGCAAGGGAGAGCUCAGCUGUCGAUCAGCCAGCCCAACCAAAAGCUUCUUCAGCCGGAGUCCUUUUAGCCGACCUUCUAGCCCCAUGUCUGCCCCGGCCCGGACCAGAAACAGCCCCGGAUCCCCUAAAUCCAUCUUCCCCUACCCUUCCAACCACGACGCCUCUCCCAAAUGUACACAUCGCCGCAGCUUCACCGGAAUGUUCCGUUCAUCAUCCAAGGACUCCACGAAUCCCUCCACCUCUCCUGUCAGUAUCAAACUCUUCUCGCGCACCAGGAAAGGGUCUGGGAUCUCCUCAUCACCCACCACUCCAACACAAUUGACCAAGCAGACUCCGUCAUUUCUCGUGGAAGUCGGUCAACAUGACACAGUGCACCGUUCCUUAUCCUCACCCCUUGAUACCAGACAGCACCAGAUCCCCCCUUUCGCAAAACCACCACCAGGUUCCUGCUCGGCACCUAUAUCUACCUCACGAGUGGUUCGCGGUUUAUCUGAAGACAUGCUGGAGAAACUCGAUCUCGAGGAUGAAGCGGUUGAUCAGUCCGAGAGUGACAUUUACAUGCGUUUUAUGAAGUCACAUAAGUGCUAUGACAUCGUUCCUACCAGCUCCAAGCUUGUGGUCUUUGACACAACUUUGCAGGUUAAAAAGGCAUUUUUUGCCUUGGUGGCCAAUGGAGUACGAGCCGCCCCCCUUUGGGAGACCAAAAAACAGAGUUUCGUUGGCAUGUUAACCAUCACAGACUUCAUCAAUAUUCUUCACAGAUACUACAAAUCACCGGUGGUACAAAUUUAUGAGCUUGAGGAGCACAAGAUUGAGACGUGGAGAGAGCUUUAUCUACAAGAAACAUUUAAACCUUUAGUGAACAUAUUUCCGGAUGCAAGCAUCUUUGAUGCUGUGUAUUCACUGAUCAAAAACAAGAUCCACCGGCUGCCCGUCAUCGACCCUGUCAGUGGGAAUGCACUUUACAUUUUGACACACAAGAGAAUCCUUAAAUUCCUCCAGCUGUUUGUGUGUGAGAUGCCAAAGCCGGCUUUUAUGAAGCAGACACUUGAAGAGCUGAGCAUCGGGACCUACUGCAACAUUGCCUUUAUUCACCCUGACACGCCAAUCAUCAAAGCGCUCAACAUCUUUGUGGAGAGAAGGGUGUCUGCACUGCCCGUGGUGGAUGAGUCAGGAAAAGUUGUAGAUAUUUAUUCCAAAUUUGAUGUCAUUAAUCUUGCUGCUGAAAAGACGUACAACAAUCUGGACAUCAGUGUGACCCAGGCACUCAUGCACAGGUCACAGUAUUUUGAAGGGGUCAUGAAGUGCAACAGAUUCGAAACGCUGGAGAUGAUAGUAGAUCGGAUAGUGAAGGCAGAGGUGCACAGACUGGUGGUGGUGGACGAGAACUGCAGCAUUGUGGGAAUCGUCUCUUUGUCAGAUAUCCUUCAGGCACUUGUGCUCAACCCUGCAGGUAUAAAUGCCCAGCAUCCUUAAAGCUCAUUUCCUUCAGGAUUCUUCACCUUCUCGCCCGUACCACAGAGCCAGACGUAUGUUUUGAAUCAAAUGGGCUAUAGACAUAACAUGGCCUGCGUGUGCGUGCACGCCCACAUUUCACCGCCUAUGAUUUUGAUGAAUGGGACACUUGAGACACUUGCCGUGCAUCAAAGCCCCUCCCGAUACAGGACUGUGUCUGCUGACGCAUGCCGUCCUUCAGCUACACACAUGGUGUCCUCUCAGUACUUUAGCACACACAUAUAAAUAUGCAGACACAAGCACAUCUCAGAGGAGUUCUGCUUUACAGUUGAUAAUACAGGAAGACGACAUUUACAUUAUAUUUAUGCAUUUGGCAGAUGCUUUUAUCUACAGUGACACUGAGAUAAACAUUUCCCUGUGAUUUUGAGCCCUGACCCCUGCACUAACCAUUUACUGCCAUCUAUUAAUGCACCUAAAGGUUUGACAGAUUUCCAAACCAUAGACAGAUAGUUGGAUAUGAGACACUGUCUCGUCUUUGCAGUAAACACAUUUGAGAGGUUACUGUGUGCUGUGUCUGGCUGUGAAUUUAUAACACUGAAUACGAAUCGCUUCUCAGAAAUUGUGUUAUGAAUUUUAAGUAGCAGAUGUGAUGCUACUAAUAUUGCAAAUUGUAUGCAUAGAUCAAAAGACAUUUGGCUCUGAGCUGGACCUUUAAUGGUUUAAUGCAUGAGGCUGUUUUGGAGGUCUUGCUUAAUGCAGAAAGUUCCUAUGUACAGUUGGGAAUUGCAGUGUUAUGUUUUUGGGCAUUUCAUGUUUUGGUCUAAUAAUUCUUCCAAAGGUAGCAAUAGUUUUAAAUCCAGUCAAAAAUAAAUCAAUGAUGAACAUUAACAGAAGGUAUAUUAAAGGGAUGGUUCAUCUAGAAAUGAGAAUUCUUCAUCAUUUAUUCACCUAUUAUACACCUUCAUGUCAUUACGUUAUAUGACAUUUAUUUAUUUUGAAGAACUUACUCUGGACCCCUUUUACCCCUUUUAUUGUAUGGACACAAAACCACAGAGCCAUUUCUUAAAAUAUCUUCUUUUAUGUUCUGUAGAAGUAAGUCAUACAGGUUUGUAAUGACAUGAGGGUAAGUUAAUGAUUGGGUGAACUUGAUAAGUAUUAAACCUUGCAGAAAGGUACAUUCACAAUUCUGUCCCCCUUUGUUUUGGGUAAACCUGCCCACUAGUGGUUAUAAGCAGUACUGCGUUCAAAAAGUGACCACACCUCUAUUAUCUUUGCACAUUUGCAGGUAUGACCAGGAAGGACAGUAAAGCAGAGGCCGAGUGAUGUUUGCCAGGAUGUUCGUGUCAAGUGACGUCGCUGUCAGAGACUUGAGUAGGAGUUAAUGGAGGCACAUUGGAAGUCUUUGGACGUGUGGGCCACAUUAACAGAUUCAAGAGCGGAACCAGAAAGCAGGGGUGUGACCUAAAUGUGUGCUGUUGGAGGGCGAGGGAAGGGUGGAUAGUUGGAGAUAAUGGAUGGACACAGUGACAAUGGAGGGCAGUGGAUCAUCUCUCGUUCAGAAGGAUACUGUGAAUUCCGCCUUGUGUAUCACACUAAGCUUCUGCACGCACACUAUGAUAAAGUAUACUUUAGCUAGACCUACAACUACGCCAUCUGGUGUCUGAACGGGGCCUGCGGAUGAGCUGGACCGGAUCAGAUUAUGGGCUAUACCAUAAUGGCCUCUACGGGGAGGGGGAUGUGUUGGGGUUUAUUUAGUAAUAAUCGCAGUAUUCGGAGCAUGUUACAACUGUUUAUUCCUCAUUUAUAAAACAAAUUUUGUCUUGUGGCAUAUGAGCCCAGCUUUCCUGUAUUUUUAAGUUUGAACAUCACGCCCCCCAAACCUCACAACACCCCUCUAAAUGCAGACAGAAAUGGUUUCCUAUCUGUCUAUGGUGCCUUCUGUCUUUCAGUUGUCGCACACUACUGGUUGCCAAUAGAACAAGGGGUAUAACUGAAUGUUUUAAACAUGUCAAAAUGAAUGUUGGAGGUGUUCAAAACCAAAUGACCCUCCCCUUUUGGCUGUUUAUUUUGGAGUUAUUUAUUUAUUGCAGAGCGCAAAAUUCCUUCACUUGGAUUUAAGUUUGGGUGUUCAUAAUUGUUGGUGUAAUGGAAAUUAUGCUGUAAAUGAUGAUUGAAACGUUAUUUAUUAAUAUUUAACACUUAAAAUGAGUAUUUAUGAGUAAGGUGGAAAGAACUAUCAAGUCCCUAUGCAGUAAAACCAUGUGCUGAUCAAUGACUUGAUGUUUAAUGCAAUUCAAGUUUAAAAUCCCACUUUUCUUUCUGUCUUUCUUUUUCUUAGUAUCGACUGUACUGUACACACACAUGAAACUUUGUUUGAGGAAACUAUAAGUGCCAGAGAAAGGUCUGUUUUUCUGUGUAGUCAACGUUGUUUGUAAUGCGUAUGGUUUUAUUUUGGUUCUUGUCAUUUGUUUUGCAGAUUUGUUGUUGACACAUCAUGACCGUUAUGUCUAUAUAUAAAUGCACAAAACUGCCAUAAGAAUGCUAAUGGAUAAUCGUGCUAAAGUUUUUUAUUUAUUUUACAGUUAAAUAAAAAUAAACCCAAGUUCGAAAACGUU